Malassezia sympodialis ATCC 42132 is the source of this 1023-nucleotide messenger RNA. The record is from the annotation of a RefSeq genome assembly. NCBI's taxonomy places the organism in Eukaryota, Fungi, Basidiomycota, Malasseziomycetes, Malasseziales, Malasseziaceae.
GAACCACCAAAGCGUGAAAAACCUGCCGUUAUUGAAGAGCGAUCUGGUUUAAUCCAGUUCAAAGUGGUUACAAAUGACAAUAAUCCUGAGUCUUUGGUAAUUUUGACUGGUCUGAAGCAUAUUUUUAUGAAGCAGCUACCAAAAAUGCCCCGAGAAUAUAUCACGCGUUUGGUUAUGGAUCGCCAUCACUGGAGCAUGGCCAUUGUUAAAAGGGGAUUGCAGGUGGUUGGUGGUAUAACAUACCGGCCAUUUCCACAUCGUAAAUUUGCAGAAAUUGUAUUCUGUGCUAUCUCAAGUACUGAGCAGGUGAAGGGGUAUGGCUCACAUUUGAUGAACCAUCUUAAAGACCAUGUCAAGGAUGUGUCUCCUGUGAAGCAUUUCCUUACCUACGCCGACAAUUAUGCAAUCGGUUACUUCAAAAAGCAGGGGUUUACGAAAGAAAUUUCACUUUCACGCUCCGUGUGGGUGGGCUACAUUAAAGACUACGAGGGAGGCACAUUGAUGCAAUGUACCAUGGUGCCCCGUAUACGAUAUUUGGAAGUACAGGACUUCCUAGCUGCGCAGAAACGCUUGAUCCAAGCGCGUAUUAGUUCAUUUUCAAGCUCUCACAUUGUAUACCCCGGGCUUGAUAUCUUCAAGAAAUCUAAAGACCAUAAGCCGUCAAAUUCCCCAUGUAACCAGCUUGAGCUUGUUGUUCAACCGUCUGAAGUUCCUGGGUUGGAUAAGACGGGCUGGACUCCAGAAAUGGAUGAAUUGGCUCGCCGUUCGAAGCGUGGACCUCAUUUCACGGCCAUGCGUCAUAUCCUGGUUGAAUUAAACGGACAUGCAAGUGCUUGGCCUUUCGUCGCUCCUGUGAAUGCGGCAGACGUACCCGACUACUACACAGUCAUUACCAAUCCAAUGGAUUUAUCCACAAUGGAGAACAAAUUAGAAAACAACCAAUAUGAAACAGUCGACGAUAUGUAUUUGACAAUUGUAAACUUUACAACCCAGCCUCUUCACCGUAUGCCAAGUGUGCUGUGA